GGCAUCGCUAGGGGUGAAUCCAUCCCUAGAAGGGUGGAAUACCCCCGAGCCAGGGUGGGUUCUGGCAGUGCCUGCAGGCAGGAGCCCAACAGCAGCAUCCCUGUGAUCAAGGGGCCUUGGGGUGACCUUUGGGGAGUGGGGCGUCCCCUCGGUGCUCUGGGAUCCCGACACCGUCAUUCCCAGCAGCACUAAUCCAGACGCCCCCAUCCCACGGGGAAGGACACCAGAUUACCCCCGCAGGAAGCAGGGACGUGAAUAAUCCUAUUACCCGGAGCAGGAUAAAGCUGCCCUCCCCUAAAAGCCCCCCCAGAGCUCUGCAGGGGGUGAGCUGGAGGACGGAGGGGCCCUGUGGAGCAGCGCUGGCCUCGAGGACCGCGGCGGCCAAGUGUGAGGAGCCGUCCAGCGCCAGACCCACAGCGACCGCAGCACAGCCAUGAGCCUGGAGCCCCCCAAGGUGGAGGUGAAGUCAGUCACGAGGGUGACGGGGGGACCCGCCACCCCCCGGAAGGGACCCCCCAAAUUCAAACAGAGGCAGACGAGGCAGUUCAAAAGCAAGCCCCCCAAGAAGGGGGUGCAGGGGUUCGGCGACGACAUCCCGGGCAUGGAGGGGCUGGGAACAGAUAUCACCGUCAUCUGUCCCUGGGAAGCAUUCAGUCAUCUGGAGCUGCACGAGCUGGCGCAGUACGGCAUCAUCUAGGGAGGCUGCGGCCACCGCUGCCCUCCCACCCUUUAGUGCUGUGUAGGUAGAGCCUGCCCCGUCCUUAUGGCGGGGGUCAGCCUGGAGAAAUGCUCAUUAAAACCCAAAAGGAGCGCGGGGA
Messenger RNA from Pezoporus occidentalis (night parrot), 818 nucleotides. It is a transcript of the gene PDE6G, whose product is annotated as phosphodiesterase 6G. The record is from RefSeq and is a predicted model, not a curated record. Gene Ontology annotation, molecular function: cGMP binding; 3',5'-cyclic-nucleotide phosphodiesterase activity. Gene Ontology annotation, biological process: visual perception; positive regulation of G protein-coupled receptor signaling pathway; positive regulation of epidermal growth factor receptor signaling pathway. The transcript is spliced from 4 exons. Bases 434 to 697 code for a protein of 87 amino acids. Gene Ontology annotation, cellular component: photoreceptor outer segment membrane. NCBI's taxonomy places the organism in Eukaryota, Metazoa, Chordata, Aves, Psittaciformes, Psittacidae.